UCCGCUCCGAUCCGGUCCGGUCCGGUCCGGUCCGGUCCGGGCGGGGAGAUGGAGCCGGUGACCGCCUUCCUGCGGGACGGUGUGUUAUCUCACCUGGAAACGUUGGAGGCCCGUGCGGUCGGGCUGGCCCGCCAGCAAGAGGCCCGGGAGACUCAGCGCCGGCAGCAGGAGCGCCUCGAAGUGCUGAGCGCCAAGAUCCGGGACCUGAAACGCCAGAGGGACGAGCUCAGGGCCAAGGCCAAGGCGCGGCGCACCCAGCGGCUUCCGCGGGCCGGAGCCUCCAGCCGGAGCCUGGAUCCCACCCCGUCGAGGGAGCUGACUGAGAAGGCACUUCUGGAGAUGCGACUGGAACACACCCAAGCCGUCCUGGAGGCCUUUCGCUGGACAGGAAUCAGCGGGAAGCAGACCAAGCCCGGGGCCUGCUUGUACAUCGGCACGGCCUUCGAGGGCACCCUCCUAGACCGCUACUACGUGGACCUGGUGGGCCGGGACCCUCCGCGCAUCCGCCGCCACUCGAUCCCCCCGUUCAUCCCCCUGGAGCAGCUCGCCGCCCGCUACCUGCGGGCAGACAUGCGGGGCUUCCUCUUCUGUCUCUCUCGGCACCUCAACGCCUACGCCAGCAGGAAGUAUCAGGCCGACCAGUUCCAGAGCAGGUUCGCCGCCUGCCUGACUGGCCCGAUGCAGAGGAACUCGGCCUGCAACCUGCUGUCCUUCACCUACCACCUGGAGCAGGAGGGGCAGUCCUUCCACUUCGCCGCCAAGCUGGCCUACGCGGACCCCACCUGGAGCCUGCCCACUGACGUCACUGUCACGGUGCAAGGAACCCCCUCUGCCCUGAGAGAGGAGCAGCGAGCGGCCCACGUGGCCCAGUUCCGGCAGGAGCCUCUGCACCGAGCCUUCGCCACCUUAUCCGGCCUGGGCUUGGACGGGGGAAGGCUGGAAGGGGUCUCGGAAGCGAUCCCGGGCCUCGGCCCCCAAGACGGCCCAUCUUCCGGGCUCCUGCUUAAAAACCUGGGGCCCGGGGGCUGGAUGGGGAGGGGAUCCAGCGGGGAGACAGCCGGCUGCGGGGUGCCCUGCCCUCCCUUCCCCGGGCCCAAGGGAGAGCACGCCACACGCGCUCGGGUCGAGAUUUGAAUCCAGUCACCCAGUCAGCUCUUCUCAAGUGGCGACAGGGGCCGGCGGAUGAUGCGCUCGUGGUGAGCCGUGAGAAAUGAAAUGUGGGAGAAUCUGUUUGUAGAUAGAAUAUAUUUUUUUCUUGAAAUACACAGUUAUUUUUUCUCCAA
Messenger RNA from Tachyglossus aculeatus (Australian echidna), 1283 nucleotides. It is a transcript of the gene CENPO, whose product is annotated as centromere protein O. Gene Ontology annotation, cellular component: kinetochore; Mis6-Sim4 complex. Lineage: Eukaryota; Metazoa; Chordata; Mammalia; Monotremata; Tachyglossidae. The record is from RefSeq and is a predicted model, not a curated record.